This is a messenger RNA of Ornithorhynchus anatinus (platypus), 2689 nucleotides long. RefSeq names its product ring finger protein 152 (gene RNF152). Gene Ontology annotation, cellular component: lysosome. Gene Ontology annotation, molecular function: ubiquitin protein ligase activity. The coding region runs from base 204 to 818 and encodes 204 amino acids. The record is from RefSeq and is a predicted model, not a curated record. Gene Ontology annotation, biological process: apoptotic process; positive regulation of autophagy; protein polyubiquitination. The transcript is spliced from 2 exons. Lineage: Eukaryota; Metazoa; Chordata; Mammalia; Monotremata; Ornithorhynchidae.
CCCGGCCGGGGGGUCGGAGGGCCGGAGGGCCGGAGGGCCGGACGCCGCGGGAGUCGCCUCGCCCCUCGGCAUGGGCGGCCGGGAAUCUGCUGGACCCCCGAUCGCCUCCUGACCACGUUCCUGUCCCGGAGAGGCGUGGGAAGGGGGAUCGGGCCUGAGCCGGGGGAUCCCGCGGGUCUCUCCUCCCCUCCGGGACCGCCAGCAUGGAGCCCCUGUCCCAGGACUCUCUGUUGGAAUGCCAGAUCUGUUUCAAUUAUUACAGCCCCCGGCGGAGGCCCAAGCUGUUGGACUGUAAGCACACCUGCUGCUCGGUUUGCCUCCAGCAGAUGAGGACCAGCCAGAAGGACCUCCGCUGUCCCUGGUGUCGCGGCGUGACCAGGCUGCCCCCGGGCUUCUCCGUCUCUCAGCUGCCCGACGACCCCGAGGUCCUGGCGGUCAUCGCGAUCCCCCACGCGUCCGAGCACACCCCCGUCUUCAUCAAACUCCCCAGCAACGGCUGCUACAUGCUGCCCCUGCCCCCUCCCAAGGAGCGCGCCCCGCUGCCGGGCGACGGCGGCUGCCGCCUCCUGCCGGGGGGCCGGCCCAAGUCCGUCGCCGCGGUGACCGUCCCGGCCGAGCAGCUGCCCCUCCGGGGGGCCGCCCCGCCGGCCCCGGGGGAGGAAGAGCAAGGGCGGCGGGGCGGAGCGGGGAAGAGCGCCACCUGGUCGGGCGUGUGCACUGUGAUCCUGGUGGCCUGCGUCCUGGUCUUCCUGCUCGGCAUCGUCCUCCACAACAUGUCGUGCAUCUCCAAGCGCUUCACCGUCAUCUCCUGUGGCUGAGCCGGCGCCUCCGGGGUGGAGUCUCGGGGCGCCAGCUUAGGGGUGGAGACGGGGAUGACGGCGGUGGUGGCGGCGACGGAGGUGGUGGUGACGGCGGCGGGGAGGCGGAGAGGAGAUGGGGGGGCGGCGACGCCGGUCGAUUGGUUCGGAGCACCGGGCGGCCGCCUGGCGGUCCGAUGGCCGACGCGCGGGGCGGUCUCCCCUCGGGCUCCCCCGGGCCAGCCGGGGACGGGGCACGUCGGACCGGGAAGCCGACGACCCACGCGUCGAAGAAGACUGCAUGCAUCGCCAUAAUCAUUUAUUCGACGAGUGGUGUUUUGUAAUGGUUUCGAUCCCGGUUCGAGGUAGGCGUAGUCCACUUAGCCGUCCCGAUACCGUGCGAGGCCGACGACGGAGGUCGGCCGCGGAAUGCGGCCCGGGGAAAUAGAAACGCUCGCGUGGGCCCCGGGAAUGAAAUGUGAGAAAUCUACGGAAGAUCGGCUAAUGACGUGUGUCGGAGCCCCCGCCUCUUCUUCUUUGCUUUCACUGAGGUGAAAAAUCACGUGAAAAACAAGACUCUGUCUUCGCUCAGUUGAUAUAUAUUGAAUGGCUCUGAGUAAAGUGCAAUGGACGCCGGGUUUCCAGAACCGAUGCUUAAAAGGUGUCCCGUCUGUCUGUGUGAGUGUGUGGGUACGCGUGUGCACGUGUGUGUCUGUGUUAUGUACUCUCUCCUGAGGGAAGAGUCCACCCCGGCAGUUAGAGUUUUCUUGGGGGUGAUGGGAAGAGAGGGGUGUGUGUGUGUGUGUUUGUAAGUGAGGACUGAGCAGGAGAAAGCUAUAAAGGGAAUUGGGAAGAUUACCUAAGUUUUCAUGAUACAUACUUGUGCAUGAACCAUUUGACAAAGAUGGGGCUGGGUGUGUGUGUGUUUUAUGUGUUUAUGCGUGCAUGCCUACCUCAGGUUUCUACAUCCUUUCCGAAGAGGCUCUGGGAGUGAAGAAUUGUAUCAUGGGAUUGGUGACUUGAUAGACUUGACUUCUUCCAGGGAAGUAUCAAGAAACACGUUACUUUUACGCCGCGUCUCCUCUUCACGUGAAUUUGUUAUAUCUUGAGAAGGGCUUAGUAACAAAAUUGGAAACCGAGUCAAACGAUCACCAGCUCGAGAGUGGGAUGAGGCCAGCAGACGAUCCAAGAAUAAGCUAUGGGGGAUUGACUCUCGGAAGCCCGUUUCUUCUCGAUAGGGAAAAUUAAUUGAGAAGACGCGGCCAUCGUGCUCCCUUUCGACGGUCCGGUUGGCCCUGGAAGUGACUCGCGUGGCCAAUUCCAGGCUCCCAAGAUAGGGUGGGUUCCGGAUCCCAGCCGCAGCCACUCGGAUCCCGAGGGAUACCUGGGAGCCGUCUGCUUCUGUGGAAUGCCUGGCGAGGGUGCGGAUAGGAAUGGGAAUGCGUUUCCCUGGUUGGACUUUGUUUUGUCUUUUCGCGGGACAGAUAGGGACGGGGACGUGGAGAGGAGCCCUGGUUGUCCCGCUGACAGAACAAUGGCGGGAAAUCUAGAAGCUGAGCGUGUUUCUGGUUUGUCUGUGCUGGGGCUGCCUGCAGAAAAAGCAUCCUCUGCCGGAGCAGGAAAUUAGAUCCUAGGGACCAACCAUCGGCCAAAGAAUCUGUUAACGGAUUUUUGCCGGAAAAAAUAAAUCGGACACUUAGUCUUUCAAAUUCCGUUGCUCUUAAUAUCGGAACUUUAGUUAGAAGAAUAAAUUGGAAAUUAGAUUAAAGUGCCAUGUUGUGUAAUUUGCUGGGUGUUUUCCAAAUAAUCUGGGAUUAUGUGCUGAUAAUUUGGGAUUCGUGUUUUCGGCAUACAGUUCUGCAUUAUGUAACAUAAUAUAAUUGUAAUUGUGG